CAUGUCUUCUUCUCGCAUUGCACAAAGUAUUUCAGUAAACAAUGAUAUGCACAGUCAACUUUUACUUGACACGAUUAAAAUAUUUCUUGUUUUUUCUUUACAGUCCUACGACAUAACAUUGGGCUUAUGCUUACCUCGGUCAUGCAGCGUCGACGACGCCGAAUCCAUACUCACAUUUUCCAUAAUGAUCAAUGACAACUUGAAGUCUAACAAGACUAUCCCUAGAAUGGCCAAGGUCACAUCAAUGAGGAAAAUAGAAGAAUAUUAUCACAUAGAAACAGACACCGGUGCUAUAAUACUCAUAUGUUUAAUACUUUUCCUAUUUAUACUUUCGAUUAUUGCGACGAUAGUGGAACUUAAUCUAGUCGAAUGCAAACUCAAGCCACGUACUUCGAGAUCGGUGAGUUUCGAUUUACAGAAAUAUAACAGCACCGGUACACACAACAGAUACUUUGAUAGUACACCGAGGAAGCACAAUCUGUCAACGUGGAAAGAUCAACAUUUGGGGAAACUAGCUGUCAUUCCCAAAGUUGAAGAGACUUUUGAUGUGGGUGUUUCGGACAAUGGGUCAAAACCUAACACGAUUCCUCCAACGAUUACGCUUGACGUAAUGUCCAUGGAGAAAGCUAGUGGCAGCUGCAACAGGUGCGGGAAGUACAAGCGACAGUGCAGCAACCCCACUCAAAUCGAUAAUCUACCAGCCUGCCCAAGAGUCCAGUACAGCUCUGUGGAAAGCAUUGGCAUUCAUGAGAUAAAUAACAGCUUCUUCAAAAGACUGCUACUGUGUUACUCAUUAGCUUACAGUUGGAGAAGGAUAUUCAACACGAACAUGGCUAAUAAGGAUCUGUCGAUCGUGCACAUACUGAGGAUCGUUGCUACUUUUUGGGUUAUUUAUGUGCAUGUAGCUGUUAUGGUGACUUACGCUGCAGGGGACGCUGGGGAUAUAAACGAUCAUAAUCAUGCAUAUUACGUAUUAGCCACCGGAACACUGGCUUUUGACACGUUAUUUUUUGUCAGCGGCCUCUUCAGUACGCACCAUUUUUUCUAUCUUAAGAGCCAAUAUACAGUAGAAGAGUUGGUCAGUUUUGGAGGCGCUUGUGGUCAGAUAUUGCAAUUUAUUUGCUUCGUUACCAACAGGAUUAUAAGGUUACUCCCAUCGUAUGCGUUCGCGGUGCUAUUGGCGGGAGUGGUGGCGCGCGCGACCCGCGACACUUCAGCGGUGGUGUUACCCGACGAUGACAGCCACACCUGCGACAGCUACUGGUGGCGCAACCUGCUGUACCUCACUAACAUCUACCCGAGCAAUGAGAGGUGUAUGCAGAUAUCGUGGUACCUGUCAGCGGAGAGCCAGCUGCAUUUAGCUGGAGCGCUGGCCUGUGUGGUGCGGGGCGCGGGGAGAGGACGCGGGCGGGUGCUGGUGACGCUGGUGGCGGGCGCGGUGCUGGCCGCCGCCGCCGCUGACGUAGGCGGCGCGUACUACGACUACCAGACGCGAUUCUCUGGAGUCUACGAAGCCUAUUCGUUAAUAAUCGAAAGAACCUGGGCCAGAGCAGUUCCAUACUUCAUCGGAGUGCUUACAGGGUGGACGGUGCACAAGUCAAAUGGAAGAAUAAGUGUUACCAAGACGACAGCUUUGUGCUUGUGGUUUGCAUCGUUAGCAAUAUUCGUUGGGUCGUUACUAGUCCUGGCGUUGACGACUGAAUGGUUGACGGCGUGGUUGCACGUCACUUGGCCCCUGGCAUUUUUUUGGCCUGUCUUGGUCUGCGCUACUAACUUAGCUCCUAAACUACGUUUGGUGGUGGAGUGCGGUUGGGUGGCGGCGCUGAGCCGGCUGUGUUACGGUAUGCUGCUGCUGCACGCGGCGGCGGCCGGCGCGCUGCUGCUCGGCGCGGACACGGCGCUGUGCUCGCACGCCGCCUGCCUCUGGUCUUACUUCGCGGGUACUAGUGUGCUGACGGUGCUGGCCGCACUGGCGUUGUCGCUGCUGGUGGAGAUGCCUUGCUGCAGCCUGCUGCGCCGCCUGUCCGACUGUGCCACUCUCUGA
Messenger RNA from Chilo suppressalis (striped riceborer), 2044 nucleotides. The record is from the annotation of a GenBank genome assembly. NCBI's taxonomy places the organism in Eukaryota, Metazoa, Arthropoda, Insecta, Lepidoptera, Crambidae.